Messenger RNA from Effrenium voratum, 1707 nucleotides. The record is from the annotation of a GenBank genome assembly. NCBI's taxonomy places the organism in Eukaryota, Dinophyceae, Suessiales, Symbiodiniaceae.
AUGGCAGACCCCGCCAAAGAGCCUUCCAACUGGACGGAGCACACCCACAGCGAUGGACGGCGAUACUACUACAACAAGGUGACCAAGGCGUCGAGCUGGGACAAGCCAGAAUGCCUGAAGAACACGGACGAGAAGCUCAACACCACCGUUUGGAAAGAGUACAAGACUGCAGCGGGCCGCGACUACUACUACAACCCGAUCACCAAACAAAGUGUUUGGGAGAUGCCCAUCGAGCUGAAGCGCCUGAGGGGCCUGGCCAAGGAGGAUGAGAGCGAAGACGAGAAGGAGAAGGCGCCAAAGCAGGAGGAGCCAGAGUGGAAGACGCCUGAAGACAGGAGAAAUGCCUUUAGGGAGUUGUUGGAAGAGAAGGGCGUGAAGAGCACCAUGAAGUGGGAGGAGGCGCUCAAACUCAUCCAGGAAGAUCGCCGCUUCUCCGCCCUCACGGCUGCCGGGGAGAGAAAGCAGGCCUUUGCAGAGUACAUCACUCAGUCCAAGAAGCGAGAGAAAGAGGAAGAGCGGGAGAAGAGGAAACGCUCCAAGGACGACUUCAUUGACGCGCUCACUGCCUGGAAGGACCUCAAGCUUACCACCAGGUACAAAGAUGCAGCAGAACACUUCUACAACGAGGAGUGGUUCAAACUCCUGGAGGAGGAAGAGCGUGUGGAGGUGUUCGAUGACUACAUGGACGAGCAUGAAAAGAAAACUAAGGAGGAUAGGCGAAAACAGCGGAAGGAGUAUGUGGAGAAGGUGAAGGAAGCCUACUCCAACCACGAGAAGCUCUCUGUGACCAGCCGGUGGCGGGAUGCACAGGACGCGCUGCGAGACAACGAGUACUUCAAGUGGCUGUCCAAGUUAGAGGCUCUGACCUCCUGGGAGGAGUGGGUCUUGGAGACCGAGAAGGCAGAGUUGAAGGACAAGACCAAGGCUAAGUACCGCACGGAGCGGAAGAAUCGGGAUGCCUUCCGGGAGCUGCUGAAGGAGCAUGGGGACAAGGGGAAGAUCGCCACCAGCUCCUUCUGGGGUGACUAUGCAGAAAAGGUGGUGAAGGACGAUCGCUACAUUGCCCUCAUUGCGCAGCCCGGCUCCACUCCUCACGACUUGUUCGAUGAUUUCCUGGAGGAGCUCCAGGACAAGUUCAACCAGGACAAGACCAAGCUGAAGAAGCUGGCCAAGUCCAAAGGGAUGGUCAUCACUGCGAGCUCCACCUGGGAGUGGUUCCAAGGUGAGCUCAAGGGCGAGGCGGUCUUCAACGACAUCGCGGAGGAGCAUCGGAAGUCCAUGUUCGAAUCUCUGGUGGUGAAGGCCAAGGAGGCGGAGGAGGAUGCGGAGAAAGUGGCGAAGAAGAACCGGAAGAAGUUCGUGGAGCUGCUGCAGAAGAGCCGGGAGGUCACGGCCAAGACCAGCUACGAGAAGGCGGGCAAGCUGCUGGGCUCCAACCCCGCCUGGGAGGCCAUGGAGGACACCACCCGGAGGCAAUGUUUCGACAUUUUUGUGGACCAGCUGAAGAUUCAGGCCGGCGCAACUGAGGCUGGCGAGGAGGAGGAAGAUGCGACUGCCAAGAAGAAGGAGAAGAAGAAGGAGGGCAAAGCAACCAAAAAGAGAAAACAGGAAGAAGAGGAGGUGGCGGAGCCUCCUCCCAAAAAGGCAAAGAAGAAAAAGGAUGACGACGAGGAGGAAGUGGUCAAGAAGAAGACCAAGAAGAAGUGA